AUGGUCGUCAAAGUCGGUAUCAACGGUUUCGGUCGUAUCGGCCGCAUUGUCCUCCGUAAUGCUCUUGAGAAGCAGGACAUUGAGGUCGUCGCCGUCAACGACCCCUUCAUUGACCUCGACUAUAUGGUCUACAUGUUCAAGUACGACUCCGUCCACGGACGAUUCAAGGGCACCAUUGAGGCCAAGGAUGGCAAGCUCGUCAUCAACGGCAAGGAUGUCAUCGUCUUCGCUGAGCGCGACCCCGCCAACAUCAACUGGGCCAGCGCCGGUGCUGAGUACAUCGUCGAGUCCACCGGUGUCUUCACCACCAUCGACAAGGCCUCUGCUCACUUGAAGGGCGGUGCCAAGAAGGUUAUCAUCUCUGCCCCCUCGGCCGAUGCUCCCAUGUUCGUCGUCGGUGUCAACCUCGACAAGUACGACCCCAGCCACAAAGUCAUCUCCAACGCAUCCUGCACCACCAACUGCCUUGCUCCCCUCGCCAAGGUCAUCCAUGACAAGUUUGGUAUCCUCGAGGGCUUGAUGACCACCGUCCACGCCACCACCGCUACCCAGAAGACCGUCGACGGUCCUUCCGCCAAGGACUGGCGUGGUGGUCGCUCCGUCAACAACAACAUCAUCCCCUCCUCCACUGGCGCUGCCAAGGCUGUCGGCAAGGUUAUCCCCUCGCUCAACGGCAAGCUCACUGGUAUGGCCUUCCGUGUCCCCACCCUCGACGUCUCCGUUGUCGAUCUCGUCGUCCGCCUCGAGAAGCCCGCCAAGUACGACGAAAUCAAGGCUGCCGUCAAGGCCGCCUCCGAGGGCGAGUACAAGGGUAUCCUCGAGUACACCGAGGACGCUCUCGUCUCCACUGACUUCAUCGGCCACACCGCCUCCUCCAUCUUCGACGCUAAGGCUGGUAUCCAAUUGAGCGACACCUUCGUCAAGCUCAUCGCCUGGUACGACAACGAGUGGGGCUACUCCCGCCGUGUCUGCGACUUGAUCACCUACGCCGCUGCCAAGGACAAGGAGGCUGGUGUCUAAACGCGUUUGGAUGUGAGGAAGAAGUAGUAAAAUUGCAACUUGUACACCUAUAGUUGUGUGUUUAUUCUGUAAUUUGUAGUGAAUGGACUUUGCUUGAUAUC
Coprinopsis cinerea okayama7#130 is the source of this 1121-nucleotide messenger RNA. Its product is annotated as glyceraldehyde-3-phosphate dehydrogenase. Gene Ontology annotation, molecular function: NAD binding; NADP binding; oxidoreductase activity, acting on the aldehyde or oxo group of donors, NAD or NADP as acceptor. NCBI's taxonomy places the organism in Eukaryota, Fungi, Basidiomycota, Agaricomycetes, Agaricales, Psathyrellaceae. Gene Ontology annotation, biological process: glucose metabolic process. The transcript is spliced from 10 exons. Bases 1 to 1020 code for a protein of 339 amino acids. The record is from RefSeq and is a predicted model, not a curated record.